CAUUGACCCGGGAACAGUUGGACAUGUCCUGCCCAAGCAAGGAGACCCUGACUCCUCUCUGCAAUCUGAAGACCCUGUACUGGGCUUGUGUUCACAAUGACCCCGCUGAGCUCCAAGCCAGGCUGGAUGCUGGGGUCUCCCCAGAGGAGGCUUCCCAAGUGGACAGCAAUGGGAGGACAGGCCUCAUGGUCGCAUGCUAUCGUGGCUUUGGUACCAUUGUGGCUCUUCUCAGCGGCUGUCCUUUCCUGGAUGUGAACCAGCAGGACAAAGACGGAAACACCGCCCUCAUGCUCGCUGCUCAAGCAGGUCACACGCCGCUGGUGACUUCCCUGAUCAACUACUUUGCUGGCCUGGACCUGGAGCGCAGGGACCAUCGGGGGCUCACAGCUCUGAUGAAGGCUGCCAUUCGAGACCGCUCCGAAUGUGUGGUUGCCCUCCUCAUGGCAGGUGCUGACCUGAGCUCGGUGGAUCCCGUCCGUGGCAGGACGGCCUUGGAAUGGGCCGUUCUGACUGACAGCUUCGACACAGUGAGGAAGAUCAGGCAGCUGUUGAGGCGGCCACAGGCAGAACAGCUCAGCCUGCGGUACCAACCCGAGUGGCCAGCCUUGACUCAGCUUGUGGCCCAGGCCCAGGCCCAGUCUGCCCCAUCCCUCCUAGAAAGGCUCCAAGCUACCCUGAGCCUCCCUUUUGCUGAAUCCCCACAGGAAGGAGGUGUUCUGGACCACUUUGUGACUGUCACCACCAGCUUGGCCAGUCCCUUCCUCACCACUGCCUGCCACACACUGUGCCCUGAUCACCCACCCAUGCUGGGCAUUCGAGGCAAGUCAGUGCCAGAGCUGUUGGGCACUGCCCCUCCCCCUCCCCCAGCACCCCAUCCUCCUCAGGCUGUCCCUGUUCCCCAGGUCUUUGUCCCCUACCAGAGCCCUCGGAGUAUGCUCUCCCAGUGGCUGCAGUCGAGGGACAGUACUGAUCCCAGGUCCCAAAUUCCCAAGAUCCUCCUCUCCAAGGCACCCUCUCCCCCUACCCAGUAUGAGUUGCUACUCAGGCCUGGAGGGCAGCGAAGUCUGGCUCUUCCUCUCUGGAGAUACCAGGAGAGGAAGAAGCAGGAGCAAGGAACAGAGCCAUGGGGAGGUGGGCUAGGUCAGGCUGGAGGCAGGUAAGACACAUCCCUAUCUGGGGCCUCUUCU
Messenger RNA from Phodopus roborovskii (desert hamster), 1187 nucleotides. RefSeq names its product ankyrin repeat domain 33 (gene Ankrd33). Gene Ontology annotation, molecular function: protein binding. Gene Ontology annotation, biological process: negative regulation of transcription by RNA polymerase II; negative regulation of transcription regulatory region DNA binding. NCBI's taxonomy places the organism in Eukaryota, Metazoa, Chordata, Mammalia, Rodentia, Cricetidae. The record is from RefSeq and is a predicted model, not a curated record.